AUUGGUAAGUACGAUGGUAUUCCUCCGCUGUCAGAUGCCUAAUCACGUUUCUAACCUCAUUUCGCUGAGUUUCUACACGUUCCGAUUUUGAAUCAUAACGUCCGCGGUUAAUUUGCCAAGCUAAAAGAUUAAGAAAUAUUUGACGAGCUUUAGCAGAAUGCGAACAAAAGUGCGAGAUAUUAUCUCACAAAAACAUACAUUUAUGUCUUUGUUGGGUGCUGAUCUGAUGAGCCAUUAAAAAUGGCUGACACGCCGUCAGUCACGGAAAACACAGAAGAAUCAGAGAAACAGGAUGAUUCUACGAAGAAUUAUGAAUUUGAUGGGCAAACGUACAUCUAUACCGAUAAGGCAACAAACAUUACUUACAGAUUUGACCAGGAAAAUAAUAAAUGGGUUGUGAAAGAAGAUAAUAAAAGCUCUGAUAGUAAGGACAGCUCUGACAAGAUGGCAAAGAAUGAAGGUUCUGCUCCCGAAGCUGGUGCUUUUGGCUUUGAGAACGACACACACACCUACACAGAUCCAAACGAUGGCAGUGUAUACUUCUGGGACAAAGAAAAAAAUGCCUGGUUUCCUAAAGUCGAUGAAGAUUUCAUGGCCAAGUACCAGAUGAACUAUGGUUUUACGGACAGUACGCUACAGUCAAAACCACCAGAGCCAAAGGAACCUCCGCCCUCUCAGAAAGCCAAGGAGGAGAAGGAGCAGAGAAAAGCAGAGGCCAAACGGAAAGCUCAGGAACCGCCGACUUGGUUCGAGGUUGACGAGGCCCAUAACACCGCUAUCUACGUAUCUGGCCUACCUUUGGACAUUACCAUAGAAGAACUCACGCAACUCUUUACCAAAUGCGGCCUCAUAGCAAGGGAUGAAAAAGGAAAGGAUAAAAUCAAGCUGUACAAAGACAGCAAUGGAGAACCGAAGGGGGAUGCUCUCUGCACUUACAUCAAGGUUGAAUCGGUGGAUCUGGCGCUGAAAAUUUUAGACGGCUCGCAAAUCCGCGGAAAAACGCUGUCGGUUCAGAGGGCAAAGUUCCAAAUGAAGGGCGCAUACGAUCCCGCGUUGAAACCGAAGAGGAAAAAAAAGGAUAAAGAUCGACAGAAGAAGAUGCAAGACAAAUUAUUUGACUGGCGACCGGAGCGCAUGCGAGGCGAACCGCUGAAAUGCGAAAGGGUCGUCAUCAUAAAGAACCUUUUCACACCGGAGGAUUUCGACAAAGAAGUCCAGCUGCUCUUGGAAUACCAGCAGGAUAUUCGAUCCGAGUGCCUGAAGUGUGGCGACGUCAGAAAAGUUGUCAUCUGUGACAGACAUCCCGAAGGAGUAGCGCAAGUCACAUUCCGAGAACCGGCAGAGGCUCAAGCUUGCGUGCAGCUUCUGAACGGCCGAUGGUUCAGUCAAAGAAAGAUCUCGGCGGAGAUCUGGGACGGCAAGACCAAGUACAAAAUUACAGAGACUGAUGCGGAGAUUGAAGCGCGACUGAACAAAUGGGAUAAAUACUUGGAGCAGGAAGACGAGGAGAAGGAAAAAAAGAAGCAAGAGAGCAGCAACAAGGAACAAAAAACGUUACAAUGAGAAUGCAUCCUAUCGUAUCGGUAGAAUUGUAAUGAUAUUUUGAAGAUUCUAUUUUCUUCGUUUCUCCAGAAGUCUUUACCGUUGUAUUGCAUUUGAAUGUUAAACACGAAACUUUCCUUUUGGAUGUUUUAAUGAGAAUCCGGAUGAUUAAUCGAUCCUGUCACAACCUGUGGUUGAGAUAAUAAGUGGCUCGCAAUUUUCACGGUUGAAUCGGCGCUACUGUUGUGCUAGUGAUAUAUUGUUAGUUGUUGCAACAAUAAAGCUGUCUCUCCGA
Molecule: messenger RNA, 1837 nt
Organism: Solenopsis invicta (red fire ant)
Lineage: Eukaryota; Metazoa; Arthropoda; Insecta; Hymenoptera; Formicidae
Gene: barc
Product: HIV Tat-specific factor 1 homolog
Exons: 6
Coding region: 241-1563 (440 amino acids)
Biological process (GO): mRNA splicing, via spliceosome
Cellular component (GO): U2-type spliceosomal complex; U2 snRNP
Molecular function (GO): RNA binding
Source: RefSeq, a predicted model, not a curated record